Molecule: messenger RNA, 2505 nt
Organism: Prorocentrum cordatum
Lineage: Eukaryota; Dinophyceae; Prorocentrales; Prorocentraceae
Source: the annotation of a GenBank genome assembly
AUGUCGCAGAUGCUGCCGCCCGAGCCGCCGCAGGCAGAGUGGAGUCGCAUCGCGGCGGCUGCAGCCCGAACGAGGAAUGCGUCCUUGACUGGCCGCCUCGACGAGUUCCUUGCCCAGUACGCGAACUUCUUGCAGGCGCAGCUCGCGUACUUGUUAUUUCAAGGGGACCAAUGCCCGAUCAUGUACUGCAGCCGCGAUGACGACUGGUGGGCGUGGGAUCAGACGAGAGCCAAUUCGAUCUUCCAGGCGAGGUCCCCCCCCGUGCUUCAGGAGGUUGCCGGGCGCUGUCGCGCAGAGAAAUGUUUCGGGGAGGGCGAGGGUGGCAGCCCCCACCCCAAGCAGCAGUUUCUGGACAAGACGGCGGCGGCGCUGGAGUGCCAGCAAGGCAUGGAGAAGAUCAUCCGAGAAUCUGCCAUGCUGUUCGACGGAGAGGCCGCGUUCGACUUGGACCCGUUUCUAUUUCAGCUCAGCAAUUGCGCAAUUGACCUCCGCUCGAACUCAGACCUCGUGGAAUCCGAGUCGGCCAACGAUCGCCAGAGGUCAGGGUCGAUCUUGUGGUCGCUGCACAAGCGCGGGGGCGACCGUCGCCCCGACGAUUGCGCCGAGCAGCUCGGGGACGCGGGCGCUGAGAAUUUCCAGCAUAUGAUGCAUUUGCAGGCUCGGCUCUUCGCAGGCGCUCCGCUAUGCAAGUGCGUGCUGCUGUGGAAUAGGCGGGGCCGGAAUGGCAAGGGGAUCUGCGAAGAGCGCGACCGCUUGCUGCCGAUGCACAUGCCGAACAAGUUGUGCGACUCCUUCGGCGCCCCCACGCCCCCGCGCCCCUUCCUCAAGGACAACGGUUUCGAGGCGGAGAUUGGCAGGUCAUCCGCGCCUUCGAGCGGGGGCCUCUCGCUGCGCGAGCAGGCAGCGACAGGGGCGAAGACCGCGGCGCACUGGCUCGAGGCGCGGAUGGCCGAGUGGGGCAGGGUGGACGGCGACGGCGCUCACGAGGGCGAGGCGAACGUGGAGUCAUUCGCUCUCGCCCUCCUGCAGUGCCAGUCACGCGAGCAGAGAAUGCGGGCGCGCGUGGCCUUGCCCCCCUUCGACGCGUCGCUGUACAACCAGCUAUUCGCGGACGCUGCCACGUUCGGCGACCUCGCGGAGUACGCGUACAACGUCUCUUUCGACGCUUGCGCCCCCGUCGAGGACGCGCUCGCCAAGCCCGCCGAAGCCGAAGUGCCGAGCAGACGCUGCCGCUGCGCUGUUUGCGAGGCAGCCAGCUUGACCGCGCUGCGGGCCCGGCGCGACUCGGGGGCCGCCGUCGCGGGCGAGCGUCGCCAGGAGGGGCUGUCUGCGCACAUGGAUCUCCUGGGCCAGGCGGGCAAGGCCCGCGCCAUGAAGGACGGCUUCCUCCGCCCGACCUCCGUGCCAGAGUGCCCAGACAUCCCCGCCCAUGGCCGCGAGUACUGUCAGCUCAGCAAGAUCGGCCGCGCGCGCGAGUCAGGCCCAGGGCUUCCGUCUUGCACCAGGGCGACGCGAGUCGUCGCGUUCGACGGCCUGGCGGUGGGUGAGUUCGACAUGAUUGCGGGUUCUACCAGAUAUUCCUGGAGGCGCUGCGUCCGCACGUUCCGGAUGGCCAAGGAAAUCUUCUCGCGGCUACCGUUCAAGGGGCGCCUUCAGCCCGAUGCAUCCUGGGAGAGCGAUCGCCCCGACGAGAUUCUGCCGUGCUUGAUGGAGUUGAGGGGCGCUUUCAGGCGCGGCCAGGAGAUCCUGGUGGCUCAGUGUGACGAUCGCAAGAAGGCGAGGUUCUGGAAUUCGACGUUGCCGCUGGCCUGCCCGACCGCGCGCGGCUUCGGGGUUCGCUGCUCUCCCGCGGCGAGCCCAGCCGCGGCGGCGGGGGCCACCAGUGGAGCGGGGACUUCCAAGAACCGCACGGUUGCAUCCAUGGAGAAGGUACUGCAGAAGGCGCAUCCAGGGUCCUCGGCGCCCUCGCUGCACCUGCGGACGAUGGGGGGCGACAUCCUCGAGAGCAUGGCUGUUGCUGCCGAGGGACUGCACGCGUGCGUCUUGAGUUUGGUGUUCGACGGCACGUGCGUGGCCACGCCUUCCAUGUCCGACAUCAAGGGGGUGUUCCACGCGGUGGCCGACCACGUCUGGAAGACGCGCAGUGUCCGCAUCGCCUUGAAAGCAGUGGGCGGCGAGACGAUCAAGGCAUUCUCGGCGAAACGCAACCGCCCGUGCGAUGAGGGCGCUGCUGAGGCGGCCCGGCAGAGGAUGCAGGUGUGCCACCUGGCCCAGGAGAUGGAGAAGUCGUCUGCGGGCUGCCUUGCACGCAGGAGGGUCAGCGCGGACGCGAACCGCGCGGCGGGCUGCGCUGCGGUGGCCAGCGGGGCGGCCGAGAGCGGCGGGCAGCUCAUCGCGCAGGAGGAGCAACGCAACAUCGAGCCUGGCACGCAGUGGCCGUCGAUGGCAGGCCGCUGGAACGAGGGCGACGCGGCCGUCUCCGACGCGGCCCACGCCAGCGCAUGA